Messenger RNA from Rhipicephalus microplus (southern cattle tick), 1031 nucleotides. RefSeq lists its product as uncharacterized. The record is from RefSeq and is a predicted model, not a curated record. Lineage: Eukaryota; Metazoa; Arthropoda; Arachnida; Ixodida; Ixodidae.
ACAUGCUUUGUCUGGCAUUGCGUGCUAUAGGACGGGUGGUAUAAAAGAAAAGAAAGAAUCGACGAAGGAGUAACUUGGAUGCUAACGAGAAACAUAAUUUCGAACCGUUUGAGUUUUCGUUGUUUAAAUGAAGUCAACAGAGAGGGUGCAUGUUCUAUAAGUGCCCAGUAUUCAUCGUUCAAGGUACCACUUACAUAUUUUGAUAUGGGACCAAUAUACCUAGUUUCGACCAUAGCUUUCAUCAGCGGGGUAUCUUUUGGUCAGGAAGAGGACGCUGAGCCACAGUCCAAGGGCAAUUCCACAUUGGUUUGCAACAAGCGACAUGAGAUGCUACAUGUGUGUGGCGACAAAGGAGAGCCGUACGAAAGACUUUGCCCAAACUUGAGGCGCCGAUGGUGCGACGACGCAGGGCAGCAAAUAUGCCUCUGCAAACCGAGGUACUUUCGUCGCUUAUUCGACGAUGAGUGUGUCCACUUGAGAAAUUGCGCCAAGAGAGAAGUUGUGCGCCUUACGUUGGCCUGCUUUGGCGACGAGAUCUUCAUGAUUGGAGCAUCGACGACCCAGUUUGAUCCACAUCACGCAAAGUGUGUCAGGCUGAUACAUCGCGGUGUAACGGAGAAAGGAUGUGUCCGUGUCGUGAUGGUCAAGGAGAGAGCCAACGACUUCGAGUUGUCGCAGAACAAGCAUAACAACGGCUGGAAGCACACGAAUUAUUCAAUUGAUAUUCAUGCUGAAGUAGAAGGUGGUGUUCCAUACCUCGUCAUAGGACAGGAAGGUAGGACACCGCUACCUCCGGAAGUCCGGCACAGAUAUCCCGUUUUGCACGCAAACUCAAGGUGUAUCAUCACAGGGCAUUAUCCAAAGCCGGGAGAAAGGACCGACUGCUUCUUCUUCGUCACCGAACAUGAUGUUCACCAACCGGAUCCCGACUGCAAAUAUAUUUUCGAGAACUACUGCCGCUCUCCGAAAAUUAUUUUACGAAAAACGACAUCAAGGCAUUGCAUGCUAUAAAGCCGUACUUUGUUUUGUCA